CCAGCUUUUACCGGUCCUUUCCAUUUGAGAUGCGCAAUCCAAGGUCUUCGAGGAAAGCAGUAGUCAGCGAUGAUGGACAGACUUCCUUGCAGCGUUGACCUUUUCUCCAUCCAGAAACAGAUCCGCGUAUGGCAGGAUCAAGGAUAUUCAUCUUUGCAGCCGCCCAGGCGACGCUGACAGGAGAAAAGGGAUGACAGCAGCCGAAUUUGUGGGGGAGCGCAGUAAGACACAGCCGCUCCGCCAUGUUGCCCAGAAAUCGUGGUACUGUCAGAACAUUGCCAGGCAGCGCGCUUGGUAAGAUCCUACGUUUUUAUAAAGACGUUAGCUGCAAGUGUAGUCGUCCCGGCACUUUCUUGAAUGGGUGUUGGAGCAUUGAGUUAUCUGGAUACGAGAGAAACAAAAACCCACCCUGCCAGACACUUUUGCAUCAGACCCUCAUCAACACACACUAGGUACAUUUCUUAGCCCAAGAACAAGUCAUCAUGAUCACCCUACGCACGGCAGUUGUCAUGCUCCCUCUGGCAUCCAUGGCCACCGCCUUGCCUCUGCAAACUCGCGAGAUUUCCAUCGCAGAUGUGACACCAGAGUCGAUGGGGCAACAGCAACUCGUCGAUGUCCCAGGGGCUCUGACCGAUACUUCCCUGCCAGUCCCGAACACUCAGCAAGUCGGAGGACAAACAGCUCCUGGGGCGAUUCAAGCUGAUCCUUCGCUUGGUCUUCCGGGCGGCAGCCCUGCGGCUCAGGCAGGCGUGGGAGCGCCGCCCGUUGUCACCCCUCUCGUCGAUGCAACGGCUCCCGUCACGGACCCGGCCGGCAUGGGUGUACCGCCUGACGUCGCUCCUCUUGUCGAUGGAACUGCUCCUGUCCCGACCCCAGCCGGCGCCGGGGAAACGCCUGGCAGCACUCCCCCUCUCAAUGCAUCCGCUCCAGCCACUGUCCCUGCCACUCCUCCCGCCGCGGACCCGGCCGGCGCCGGGGCAGCGCCGGAAAGCACCCCUCCUCUCGACGCCACUGCCCCUGCCCCUAUCCCUGCCCCUGUUGCAGACCCAGCCGGCCUCGGCGGUGCGCCUGCCGCCAACGCUACCGCCGUUGCCCCAUCUCCGGGCUCGCAGACUGUUCCGGAUGGCGCCACAGACGGCACCGACAAGCCCGAGACUAAGCCAACUCCCCCACCCACAGACAAGCCCGCCAGCCCGGAGUCUAAGCCGACAGCUGCUCCGCCUCCACCCCCGCCCGAGUCCAGCGGUGGUAUCAUGGACACCAUCAAGGGAGGAGCAAAGAAGGCCGGGAGUGUGGUGGCGGGCUUGGCGGGUAAACUAAACCCGUUCUCGUAGAAGGGCAACAGAAUCAGCUAUUCUAGGAUGAGGAUGUAAGAAAAGUCAUUCUGCUUUUUAUAUACGAACAUUCUUUUGUUCCCUUUUGUCUCUAGCUCAUACAGUUUACUGCAUUCGACGGCGUUGACGGCAAGCGCCAUGGGGUGGAUUACUUUUGUGUUUGUUUCUUUUAAAUAUACGUGUUUCCAAUAAUUUUUCGGGCCCUGUGAACUGCUCUAAAAGUUUCACAUUUGCUACCCUACUUUGUCUGCUUUUUCUGCUUGUUUUGCCGGCUCUACCAUAAUCAUCACCUAUCAGGCUGAUGGGCGCUCCUCUCCAAAUAGCAUAAGCCAAAAGAUAAGCA
Messenger RNA from Pyricularia oryzae 70-15, 1677 nucleotides. RefSeq lists its product as uncharacterized. The record is from RefSeq and is a predicted model, not a curated record. The coding region runs from base 483 to 1334 and encodes 283 amino acids. The transcript has a single exon. NCBI's taxonomy places the organism in Eukaryota, Fungi, Ascomycota, Sordariomycetes, Magnaporthales, Pyriculariaceae.